Molecule: messenger RNA, 2308 nt
Organism: Mercurialis annua (annual mercury)
Lineage: Eukaryota; Viridiplantae; Streptophyta; Magnoliopsida; Malpighiales; Euphorbiaceae
Product: subtilisin-like serine-protease S
Exons: 10
Coding region: 30-2216 (728 amino acids)
Biological process (GO): proteolysis
Molecular function (GO): serine-type endopeptidase activity
Source: RefSeq, a predicted model, not a curated record
UGUCAAAAUUGCAGCAUUACAUUGUUUACAUGGGAGAACACUCUCAUCCCACUUCAGAAUCUGUCGUCAAAGCUAACCGUCAUAUUCUUGCUUCAGUAACCGGAAGUUUCGAAGAAGCGAAAAGUGUAGCACUUCACCAUUAUACUAAAAACUUUAGAGGCUUUUCAGCUAUGCUUACACAAAAGCAAGCUCAGGAACUUGCAGAAAGCGAUUCAGUGGUUUCUGUGUUUGAGAGUAGGAUGAAUCAAAUCCAUACAACACAUUCUUGGGAAUUUCUUGGAGUGGACUCUUUAUAUGAACAUAAUAACCAACUGCCUAAGACCUCUCUGACAUCGAACAUUAUUGUCGGUGUCAUCGACACCGGAGUUUGGCCUGAGUCUGAGAGUUUCAGUGACAGAGGCCUAGGAUCUGUUCCCAUGAAAUUCAAGGGAACAUGUGUUGCUGGUGAAAAUUUUACAUUGGCUAAUUGCAACCGAAAAAUCGUCGGAGCACGAUACUAUUCCAAAGGAUUUGAAGCAGAAAGCGGAAAUCUUGAAGCUUUUGGAGGAACUUUCUUCCGAUCAGCUCGAGACAGCGACGGCCACGGAACACACACUGCAUCAACUAUAGGAGGAAACAUGGUCCCUAACGCUAGCCUAUCAGGCAUGGCGAUCGGAACGGCAAAAGGCGGUGCACCAAACGCGAGACUGGCCAUUUACAAGGCUUGCUGGUUCAAUCUAUGUAGCGAUGCUGAUGUUCUUUCAGCAAUGGAUGAUGCAAUUGAUGAUGGAGUUGAUAUUUUAUCAAUUUCUCUUGGGCCUAAUCCUCCUCAACCUGUUUAUUUUGAAAAUGCUAUUUCUAUUGGAGCUUUCCAUGGUUUCAGGAAAGGAGUGGUUGUUGCUUGCUCUGCCGGAAACUCGAUUUUUCCGGGGACUGCAACUAAUGUUGCUCCUUGGAUUCUCACUGUUGCUGCGAGUUCUCUAGAUAGACAAUUCCACUCUAAUGUUUAUCUUGGAAACUCACAAGUCCUUAAGGGUUUCUCUUUAAACCCUCUAAAGAUGGAAACUUCAUAUGGUUUAAUUGCUGGAAAUGAAGCAGCAGCACCUGGAGUUUCUGCAAUGAAUGCAAGUUUUUGCAAGAAUAAUACUCUGAACUAUAGCAAGAUUAAGGGGAAGAUUGUGGUGUGCACUAUUGAGGAAGUUAGAGAUAUUCGAUCAGAGAAGGCGUUAACUAUACAGCAAGGUGGCGGUGGCGGAAUGAUUCUGAUUGAUCAAUUGGCCAAAGAAGUUGGCUUCCAGUUUGUGAUUCCGACCACUUUAAUUGGUCAAGAAGAAGCACAACAGCUUCUUGCAUAUAUGAAGACUGACAAGUAUCCGGUUGGGAGGAUAGCUCCAACCAUAACAGUCCUGAACACUAAGCCUGCACCAAAAAUGGCUGGUUUUUCUUCCCAAGGACCAAAUAUCAUAACCCCGGAUAUCAUUAAACCUGAUAUUACAGCACCAGGUUUGAAUAUUUUGGCAGCAUGGUCUCCGCUAGCAACUGAUGUAACAGGACACAGAUCAGUCAAUUAUAACAUACUCUCUGGGACUUCAAUGUCUUGCCCACACAUUGCAGCAAUUGCUGCAAUCUUAAAAUCUUACAGACCUUCUUGGAGUCCAGCAGCAAUUAUGUCUGCAAUAAUGACAACAGCUACAGCAAUAGAUAAUACUGGAAAACUGAUUGCAAGAGAUCCUUAUAAUACAGAAGCUACACCUUUUGACUACGGGUCCGGACAUGUAAAUCCGACAGCAGCGCUGAAUCCGGGACUGAUUUACGACUUCGAUUCCUACGAUGUUAUCAAUUUUCUUUGCAGUACAGGUGCAAGCCCUGCACAAUUGAAAAACCUGACAGGACAACCAACUUAUUGCCAAAAACCUGACACUAAAUCCUAUGAUUUUAACUACCCUUCCAUUGGUGUGUCGAAAAUGCAGGGAAGCGUGUCUGUCCAUCGAACAGUCACUUAUUACGAUAAAGGACCAUCUGUUUACUCUGCUAAAAUAGAUCAUCCCAGCGGUGUUGAAGUUACAGUUACACCUGCCAUACUCAACUUUACAAAGACAGGACAAAAGAUGUCUUUCAGGAUCGACUUCACACCGAUCAAGACAAGUAACGGAAGCUUCGUAUUCGGGGCACUGACAUGGAGCAAUGGUGUUCAUAGGGUUAGGAGUCCUAUUGGACUUAAUGUUGUUUCUUUGUAGAAAACAAAGGGAUUAAUUAAGCUCAUAUUGAUGCUACAUACACAAAUCUCUGAUGGAAUCUAUAGAAAAACGAUCAAUUCCAAAUUUUACUC